GGCCAGGAGUCGGGGGAGGGGCCGUCCGUCGACUGGGAGGCGGAGGCGGGAGCAGAGGGAGAAGUGGAACCGGAGGCGGAGGUGGGGCCCGGUCGAAGGCGACGGAUCCUAGCGUAUCCAAUCAGAGGCAGAGCUGACGCUGACGUGAGGAGGGGGCGGGGCUCUCGGCGGCCUUGUUAGUGGGAACCGGUGGACUGGCCUGAGGCGCUCGAGCUCGCCUACUUCGCCCUUUGGGCCGCGGCUGCCCCGGCGCUCUCCGGGCGAGCGCGGGGCAGGGGCAGGGCCAGGCUCUCGGCCCACGCGCUGGUCCCAGACAUCUCAACGGCCCCAAGCGCUGCCGUCCCGGGGCGGAGCUCAGCUCAGUGAGGGUCGGUCCGGCCGCCCGCGCUGCGGCGGCGGAGGAGGCGGAGGAGGCGGCGGCGGCGGAAGAAGCGGCAGCAGCGGCAGCAGCGGCAGCAGCAGUAGCAGCCCGGGCGGCCGCGGCGGGGGCAGCGGCCCGGGCAGUCGCCCGCGCGGCCCCCGGCCCCCAGCCAUGGGCAAUGGGCUGUCGGAGCCCGGCCCCGGCCUCCUGGCCGGCCUUCCUCCCUUCCAGUGCUUCCACAUCGUUAUCCUGGGCCUGGACUGUGCCGGCAAGACCACGGUGCUGUACCGCCUGCAACUGGACGAGUUCGUGAACACGGUGCCCACCAAGGGCUUCAACACGGAGAAGGUGCGUGUGACGCUGGGCAACGCCAAGACUGUGACCUUCCACUUUUGGGACGUGGGCGGCCAGGAGAAACUGCGGCCGCUCUGGAAGUCGUACACUCGCUGCACCGACGGCAUCGUCUUCGUCGUGGACUCUGUGGACGUGGAGCGCAUGGACGAGGCCAAGACGGAGCUGCACCGCAUCACGCGGCUGGCCGAGAACCAGGGCGUGCCCGUGCUGCUCGUGGCCAACAAGCAGGACCUCCGCGACUCGCUGCCGCUCGCCGAGAUCGCGCGCCUGCUGGCCGUGGGCGAGCUGGCCGCAUCCACGCCGUGGCACCUGCAGCCCACCUGCGCCAUCAUCGGCGACGGCCUGCGCGAGGGCCUCGAGAAGCUGCACGAGAUGAUCCUCAAGCGCCGCAAGAUGCUGCGCCAGCAGAAGAAGAAGAGAUGAGGUCGCGCGCGCGCGUGGGGCCGCCGAGCCACGCCACGCCAGGCCACGGGGGCGGGGGGCCGGGGCCCGCGGGAGCCCGGAGAGGCUGGGCCUGGCCCCGGCCCCCGGUGUGCACCGCCGCCGCCCGCCGGGCUAGGAACUGACCAGCACACACAGCAGCUGUAGGCAAUUGACCUCAAGUCACUAGUGAAAUAAAGCUAUGGACGAUGGCCGAAUGUCUGUCCGCCGGGCCGCGGGGGGGCCCGGGGGGGAGCGGGGCCGCCAGCGGGCCCUGGAGCAUGUUCGGGCGGAGAGCGCAGCGGGCGCCCUGGAGCCUCCGGGGAAGGGAGUGUGGGGGGCGGGUCGGACCUUGUCAGUAUUGGGGGAGGAUGCGGAGCAGCUGCCGGGGCUGAGGGGCUUUACGUUCUUGUUUACAAUCGAGCAAACAGUGUUAGGUGGGGAGGACCGGGGGACGGGGCAUUCGAGCGGCUGGAGAAAGCUGUAGGGAGCCCCUGGACCGGGCUGGGGGAAGCCGUGAAGUGCAGUGUGGACGCGCUUUCACCGCCGCCACCAACAGGGCAUCCUCUUCUGCCAACCAGCAAUGACUUGUGACUGCCGCGGGUGGAGAAAACACCACCGGAAUUUGGGUGUGUGAAAGCGGAUUUUUACCGCCAGCCACUGUUUGUUCUGAAGGGACCACAAUGCACUUUAGCAGGACUUUUUUCUCUGUUCUGACAGUUACUUAUUAACACACAGUGUUUCCAGGCACCCACCAAGGCCCAUUACAGUGAGGAAGAGUUAAGGUGCCUCCAUCCACUGACUUCCAAUCCUUCAGGGUGGUUCCAGCCCUCUGGGCAUCGGCAAAGCCUGGAAGAAUAAAGAAAGAAGGGACUUUGGGCCAGCCGGAACUUGGUCUCCAUGUAGGAAGGAGGAGCUGCUAACAACAAUCUGUGGCAUUUCUAGUGCCCCAGAAAGCCUGAAGAUGUGGCCACCCCCCCCCCCAGCAAGGCCAGGAAAUAGAGCCCCCCAUUUGGAUUGUUGGCAAGCUGUGGGAUUGUAAAUGGGAAACCCCCAAAGGAGGAGCUGAAACUACUCGUGACAUGGAAGGGUAAAGGUGGGAGAAGGGUUGGCAGAGGGGGCCAAAGACCCCCUCUUUCUUCUAAAUUUCUUCUAAAUCUCUCAUUUCUCCCAAA
This is a messenger RNA of Monodelphis domestica (gray short-tailed opossum), 2310 nucleotides long. RefSeq names its product ARF like GTPase 4A (gene ARL4A). The record is from RefSeq and is a predicted model, not a curated record. Lineage: Eukaryota; Metazoa; Chordata; Mammalia; Didelphimorphia; Didelphidae. Gene Ontology annotation, molecular function: GTP binding; GTPase activity.